Geodia barretti is the source of this 781-nucleotide messenger RNA. The record is from the annotation of a GenBank genome assembly. NCBI's taxonomy places the organism in Eukaryota, Metazoa, Porifera, Demospongiae, Tetractinellida, Geodiidae.
ACCGAUGUUGUCCCCGACUUUGUUAAUUUCCACGGCCGCUCUCUACUGGAGUCUUCGCCAUCUUUUGCAGUGUUUCUUACAGAUUCCUGCUGUUAGACUUCGUCUAUCAGAAGCUGAUGUCGCCGACGUUUCCACCAAGGUCCUCAGCGGUCUUCACGCAUCUCUGGCCAGUGGAGCUGGACUCUAUAUCAUGUGGGAGACCAUGGACGACUGUAUUUUCAGCAGGUCUGCAGCUAUUGCUCCGUUCACGUACGUCGGGGUGUCUUACAUGUCGUGCGACGUUCUAGCGAUGUACCUCACCUACUGCAAGACUAGGAGACUAUCUUUCACCAACACACAGAGUGUCUCGCUCUUUCUGAAAUCAAGACCUCUGCUUGUUUUCCACCAUCUGUUUCUCAUAUUUGGCUACCCCUUACUAGUGUAUGACGGUCUUAGGAAAGGAAUGGGUGAUUUCCUGAUUGGAACACUGUUCCUUCGUGAACUUAGCUCUCCGCUGCUCUCAGCUGCAAAGAUCAUGAGGAAAAUCAAAAUGGAAGGUUCAGUCUUGUACCAAGUGAACGGAGUGGCUCUGGUCCUGCUGUUCUUCCUGGUGCGUAUCGCCAGCACCCCCCUCACCCUCCUCUUCUACUCCUCCCAGCACCAUGACUGGAGCCUGGUCCAAGCUCUCUCCGCCAUGAGACCCAUCUGUCAUCUCAUGCUCUCCGCUGAACUGACUCUCCAGCUAUACUGGUUCUCACAGAUACUGUCCACUGCGUCGAGAAGAAAAACGAAGCCAUCCUAA